AUGCCUUUCUUUAAAGAAUUUUACAAUUUCCUGCUCCAUAAGACUCAAGGAAGUAUAAAAGAUGUUUUUGAAGGCAUCGAAUGUGAGUUAUGUCAUGUCGAGCUCUUCUUCUUUAAAAUGAAACGAGAUGGUCAUGCAUCUUCGGAAAUAACAACUUUAAUAAUUAUUAUAUUGCAAGAUAAUCAACUCACAACAUCUCAUAUUGCGUGUUGA
This is a messenger RNA of Clunio marinus, 213 nucleotides long. Lineage: Eukaryota; Metazoa; Arthropoda; Insecta; Diptera; Chironomidae. The record is from the annotation of a GenBank genome assembly.